AUGGUAGUCGUGUCUUUCUUGGGAAUAGCUCAGAUACUGAGCAAGUCAACACGCUACGAUCUUCGCAGGCCGGAACUUGAUCCGCAUGAUCGGCUUAAGAGAGUCGUACACCGUGCCAAAAGGAAGCCGCGUGGUAGCGUAUGUUCGAGGGAUUAUGAGAUGUCUGAUUUACAGAAGUCUGGCACGAUCACGGUGACCCGAUCUCUGGAAGCCUUAGCGGUCACCAGGGCGCAGUCCAAGUCGCGCCUCGUGCGCCUGCUAUCCGCGUAUCCUUUUGUCGUUUGCCUCGCUGAGCACAGUCACCAGGUAGAUAUCCUGAAUCUGGCCUUGACUUGUAAAGAGGCGUACCGAAAAGUCUUGGGAUUUACCCGCAACGAUCACCAAUACAUCGUUCAAAGAACAUGCCCGGGAUACACGACGUCCUGCUUUGGUUGUGGGAUCAAAGUCUGUCAGGCAUGCUGGGUAACCCUGCAUGCUGGGAAUCGCCGCUAUUGGCAUAUCAAGCAUCCUUCCGGGUCUGUGUUUGUAUCUCGAAGGAAGACCCCGCUAGGCGGACUCCUUCUGGACGCGUAUGCGCCAAGUGCAGGACUUCGAAGCCUGGCAUACGGUGGUGGCGUUGCAAGUCGUGCGGGAAGGAAUGUAAUGAUAAGAGCCAUUUGUUUUCUGCUUUCACCUGAAUGUCAGUCAGAUAGAGUUGCUGUAUUUUGCUGUUCUAGGCCAAGUUAUGAAUUUGCUACUUUAGACCUGUUGACUGUGAUGAGAUUUUCUGUCUGA
Molecule: messenger RNA, 774 nt
Organism: Rasamsonia emersonii CBS 393.64
Lineage: Eukaryota; Fungi; Ascomycota; Eurotiomycetes; Eurotiales; Trichocomaceae
Exons: 5
Coding region: 1-774 (257 amino acids)
Source: RefSeq, a predicted model, not a curated record